AUUUCCAUAGUAGUCGGAUAAUUAGCUAUAUAGCUAUUGUACAGAAAAUAUAGUCUAUUAAUUGUGGAGAUCAUAAAAAUUUUUAAGCUGCAUCAAUUAAUUAAUUGAAAGUCUGUGCCUAUAUAUAUGUAUAUCCUCUGCACUAAUACAUUAUUAUUUCCCAACAUCUAGUGAAUAUAUAGUGAAUUAUUAUAGUACGUAGGUAGAGUAUCUGAUUGUGAUCGAUGGCAACCUUGUUGUUGUACCGGGGGUGUGUGUUGCUGUUGUUGUUUAUUAAUGUUUGUGUGUCAAACACAAAAAUAUUGAUGUCAAAAGCAGAAGAAGAAGCUGUGGAGGGGUUCAGUGUGGAGCUAAUCCACCGUGACUCCCCCAAGUCUCCAUUCUACGACCCCUCCCUGACUCCCGCACAGCGCAUCAGCAAUGCGGCUCGGCGCUCCGCAGACCGAGCGAAGCGGCUGGUGAAGCGGCCGAAUGCAGCGGAAGGCAAUAUAGUGGCCAACGGCGGAGAAUAUCUGUUGGAGUAUUGGCUUGGCACUCCAAAAGUCAAAAUCUUAGGGAUUGCGGACACCGGCAGCGAUCUGAUAUGGACGCAGUGCACCCCCUGCAGUGAGUGUUACAACCAAACCGCCCCUCUUUUCGACCCUUCCAAAUCCACUUCCUUCAACCAGCUUCCCUGCGGCUCCGACUCCUGCGUCGCCGUGCAGGGAACCUCCUGCGGUGAUAAUUCGCACUGUCAGUACCAGGCCCGCUACGGCGAUGGUUCCUUCACCAACGGAGACGUGGCCACCGAGACUCUGACUCUGGGCUCCACCACAGAAUCCCCCGUGGCCCUCCGCAAUGCAACCAUCGGCUGCGGCCACAACAACGACGGCACUUUCGACGAGCGCGGCUCAGGAAUCGUGGGUCUUGGGGGAGGAUUUGCGUCCCUCAUCACCCAACUGGGGCCCUCCAUCGGCGGGAAAUUCUCCUACUGCUUGCUUCCUUUAUCCAACACGGAGGAGUCCAGCAAGUUGAAUUUCGGAAGCAAUGCCGUGGUUUCAGGAUCGGGUGCGGUUUCUACACCCUUGGUUGAUGGCGAGACGGACACUUUUUACUUCCUAACUCUGGAAGCCGUGAGCGUGGGGAACAACAGGAUUGAGUUCAGUAGUGCAGGGCAGCAGGUGGGUGGCAACAUUAUUAUCGAUUCUGGGACGACUCUCACCCUUCUGCCAACGGACUUUUACUCCCGCGUGGAAGAUGCGGUGGUAGAGGCUGUCAGCGCUGCGGAGCGCAUAGGCAGCCCUGUAUCUGGGCUGAGUCUCUGCUAUGCUGCCAGUUCCCCUGCGGCACUCCAAGCUCCCCCUUUGACAGUGCAUUUCGAUGGUGCCGACGUCAAGUUGAGUGCCAAUAACACAUUUGUUCUGGCCUCCGAUAAUGAGGUUUGCUUUACGUUCGCUUCUUCCCAGAAUUUGGCUAUCUAUGGCAACUUGGCUCAGAUGGACUUCCUUGUUGGCUAUGAUCGUCAGGCCAAGACGGUGUCCUUUAAGCCUACCAACUGUGCCAACCAGUAGACGGACAGACCCACCGACGUCUUUUAUCAUUAUCUCAUCUUCUUGCUUUAAUAUUUAUAAUUUGUUCUUGUUUAAUUUACAUAUACAUACAUACAUAUAUAUAUAUAUAU
Molecule: messenger RNA, 1660 nt
Organism: Ziziphus jujuba (common jujube)
Lineage: Eukaryota; Viridiplantae; Streptophyta; Magnoliopsida; Rosales; Rhamnaceae
Product: aspartic proteinase CDR1
Exons: 1
Coding region: 225-1550 (441 amino acids)
Biological process (GO): proteolysis
Cellular component (GO): extracellular region
Molecular function (GO): aspartic-type endopeptidase activity
Source: RefSeq, a predicted model, not a curated record